CGCCGGGCCAAGCGGUACCAUUUCACGGCAUUUCCUCGAGACUCGCGUCCACUUCUCCGGCCUCUGUGUGUAAAAUAAUCCUCCCACGUGCUCAAGCGUUGUGUCCACAUCCUUAUCGAAUUUCAAUUUCCUCGCAAGGAUAACCGAAAAACUAAAGUUGAAAAACAAAACCGUGAUUUGUUUCUAUUUAGCAAAUAAAGUCAAGGACCAUUAGAUAUCCACACAGUGGCCCAGCGUGAGCUAUGCCAACACAGAACAGCGCAAUGUGGGGCCAAAAAAGCAAUCGCAAGUUAAUUAUCGGCAUUUUCGGCUUCUGCCUGGGACUUUUUGGCAUAUUGUGCGGAAUGUUCUGGGUGGACCUGUUCGAUUGGAUCAUGCAGAAGGAAAUGGCUUUGGCCCCCGACACACGUGUCUACGACAACUGGAAGAGUCCACCAAUGGAUCUCAGUCUGGACAUCUAUCUGUACAACUGGACGAAUCCGGAGGAUUUCGGCAACUUCUCCACUAAGCCUAUUAUGGAGCAAGUGGGCCCCUAUCGAUUCACAGAGCGGCCCGAUAAGGUGGACCUCCACUGGCAUCCGGAGAAUGCAUCUGUUAGCUACCGCAGACGCAGCUUGUUCUACUUCGAUGCGGAGGGCAGUAAAGGAAGCCUGGACGAUGAGAUUACCACCCUUAAUGCUGUGGCUCUGUCCGCUGCCGCCACUGCCAAGCAUUGGCCAAAUGUCAAGCGCUCCAUGGUGGAUGUGGGCCUGAAGAUGUACAGCGCCGAAAUGUCCAUUCGAAAAUCGAUCGAUGAACUCCUUUUCACCGGCUACAACGACGCCAUGAUCGACGUGGCCCGUGCCAUGCCCAUUUUUGGAGAUGAAGUAAAAGUGCCCUUUGAUAAAUUUGGAUGGUUCUACACGCGCAAUGGAAGCGCCGAUCUCACUGGUGUCUUCAAUGUCUUCACGGGUGCCGAUCAUCUGUCCAAGCUGGGGCAGAUGCAUUCGUGGAACUAUCAGGAGAAUACUGGAUUUUUUGACUCUUAUUGUGGAAUGACAAAUGGUUCCGCUGGAGAAUUCCAGCCACAGCAUCUUAAGCCAGGUGAUAGUGUGGGACUAUUUACGCCGGAUAUGUGCCGCACGAUUCCGUUGGAUUACGUGGAAACCGUGGAUAUUGAAGGGUUGCAGGGUUACAAGUUCUCUGGUGGACCACGCUCCGUGGAUAAUGGCACCCUGUAUCCGGAUAACCUCUGCUUUUGCGGCGGCCAAUGUGUUCCUUCGGGAGUGAUGAACAUUAGUUCCUGCCGCUUUGGAUCUCCUGUGUUCAUGUCCUAUCCCCACUUCUUCAACGCAGAUCCCUACUACGUAGAUCAGGUGGAGGGAUUAAGUCCUAAGAAGGAGGAUCACGAGUUCUAUAUGGUGGUAGAGCCAAGUACAGGAAUUCCAUUGGAGGUGGCUGCCCGAUUCCAGGUUAACAUGCUGGUGGAGCCAAUUCAGGGGAUCAGUUUAUAUACAGGAAUUCCAAAGAUAUUUUUCCCUCUGAUAUGGUUUGAGCAAAAAGUGAGAAUCACUCCAGAAAUGGCUGACCAGUUGAAGGUGCUCCCCGUAGUCCGGAUCUCUGGACAAAUCUUUGCCGGAAUUUGCUUGGCCAUCGGAAUUUUACUGCUCUGCUGGACUCCAGUUUUGAAUCUGGUGGCCUCGUGUCGUAAUCGUAGAUACGAUCUGAAGACCAAAACCAAAACCAAUGGCCAGUACAAGAGUCGCUCCCAGUUCUCAAGUGCCGAGGAACUAAAGUCCAAGUCCUCGACUUUGGUCUGCGAGAAGAGUGUCAAAGGAUCUCCGGACAGUUCUCCGCUCUUGGAAAAGGGCAGGAAGCCAACCAUCAUUAAAUCCCAAACGGGUGAAAGUGUGGCCACCGCAUCCACGGCCAUCAGCGACAAUAAGCAGGAUUGAAGAAGGAUCCUCGUCACAUCCACGUCAUCUAGAUAGUUAAGCCGUCCUAGCGCUUUAGUCGUAGUUCCUAGUUUAGUGACACUCCAAAAAGAUCCCCGACUAAAAACUGCAAGCAUUCCCGUGCCUAUGCCAAAGAUUAGAUAGCCUCCGAAAUCGGUCCAAGUGCCGGCCUUCGCUUAGCUAACGAAUACUCUUUUUACAUUCCUUAGUUCUUAGUUAUGAUUUUUGUAUUAAAAUGUUCUCUUGACCAAAACUGUGCGUGUCAAAUAAAAUUUAUAACUAU
Drosophila eugracilis is the source of this 2217-nucleotide messenger RNA. RefSeq names its product protein peste (gene santa-maria). NCBI's taxonomy places the organism in Eukaryota, Metazoa, Arthropoda, Insecta, Diptera, Drosophilidae. Gene Ontology annotation, molecular function: scavenger receptor activity. Gene Ontology annotation, cellular component: membrane; cytoplasm. The record is from RefSeq and is a predicted model, not a curated record.